AUGACAAUCUUCAUUGUCUCUCUAUUUCUCCCGCACACAGUCAAUUUCAUCCUCCCCGAAGGAUCGUCUCAGCAGAAACCACCGCCGAGUCCGAGGAGGAGACAUAGCCGCGAGAGCUCUGCUGACCUCAACAAGAGAGCGUACAAUACUCUAUUCCCCAGAAAAUCAGUCGCCGCCCCUGUGUCACCAACAGCAACCAAGCCCAAUCUCCUCAAGGACCAUGCGCGCAUCUUCGCCCCGCCUUCGGAUAAAUUGAUGCCCCAGGACUUUCUCCCAAGAAACGAAGACGGACAGCUUCAACCACUGACCCCCAGUGACCCUCAUGCCCCCCUUUGGGGAGCAACCGGCGUGUUCAACCAGCCUAGACCUCGACCCAGCCGGUCUCCCUCCUCCUCUAUCUUGAAUCAUAGCAGCAUUCCUGGCCCAACAUCGGAGCUGGUAAGGAAGAUAUCUGUCCCUCCUAAACAGGAUGAACUCGUUACAGCUCCGCCAGAGCCAGCCUUUUCAGACGCCAAAUGGACGAUAGAGCCCUCUGAACAAGGGAAUGGCGGCCUCUUCAACGCGAUCCGUUCCGCAGUUGACGAGGAUGCUCUUAAAGAGAAAUUGUGGGUGGGAACCCUAGGGAUGCCUACGGAUGCCCUUGAAGAGCAUGUCAAAGAUACCAUCGCGGAGAAACUGGAAGUUGACAAUGAAUGCCUGACUGUUUUUGUGAACGAUUCGGAUUUUGAUGGUCAUUAUCUUCAUUUUUGCAAAACCAUCAUGUGGCCGGUGUUUCACUACCAAAUUCCGGAUAAUCCCAAAAGCAAAGCCUACGAGGAUCACUCCUGGGUUUAUUACAAAGCCGUCAAUCAAGCAUUUGCGGAUCGAAUUGUCCGCAACUGGAAACGAGGCGAUAUUAUUUGGGUCCAUGACUAUCAUCUGCUCCUUGUCCCAUCCAUGGUUCGGAAACAAUUGCCUGAUGCCAAAAUUGGAUUCUUCCUUCACACGGCGUUCCCGUCUUCUGAAGUGUUCAGGUGUCUUGCCGUCCGCAAAGAAUUGCUCUACGGGAUUCUCGGGGCUAACCUGAUCGGCUUCCAGACUCCAGAGUAUUGCCAUCAUUUCCUCCAGACCUGCAGCCGGAUUCUAACAGUUGAGGCUACAAACGAGGGGGUUCAGCUUGAGGAUCGAUUCGUUAAUGUUGGAACAUUCCCAAUUGGAAUUCAUCCUCCCGCUUUAGAUCUUAGACGACGGAGCACAGAUGUUGAAACAUGGAUCACUAAAAUAAAGGAAAGAUACCAAGGCAAACGACUUGUGGUGGCUAGAGACAAACUGGAUAAUAUUCGCGGCGUAAGACAGAAACUCCUUGCCUUUGAACUGUUCCUCAACAAGUAUCCUAAAUGGCGAGACAGCGUGGUCUUAAUUCAGGUCGCAUCUUCGGGUGCUGAACAUUCAGAAUUAGACGCGACAGUUUCGGACAUAGCCACUCGAGUAAACUCCGUUCACUCCAGCCUUGCCCACCAACCUCUUGUUUUCUUAAAACAAGAUCUCCUUUUCCCUCAGUAUCUUGCUCUGAUAUCAGUCGCGGAUGUUUUUAUGGUUACAAGCCUACGAGAAGGCAUGAAUCUGACUAGCCAUGAGUACAUCCACUGCCAGGACGGGAAAUUCUCAGACAAGAAACAUGGCCCGUUGAUCCUUAGUGAAUUUACCGGAAGCGCCUCUAUUUUUGAUGGACACCCUUUACUUGUGAAUCCAUGGAAUUACCAGCAGUGCGCUGAUGCGCUAAAUACUGCGUUGGAAAUGUCUCCAGAGGAACGAGAACACCAGUGGACGAAACUCAAUGAAGCGGUCAAUGCGCAUACCACAGACAAAUGGAUCAAGAAAUAUAUUGCCGCUCUAGAUAAAGCCUUCGACGAACAAUCGUGCCGUGAUAACGUGUCUAUUCCUCGGUUAUCCGUCAUGAAACUGAUCAAUCUAUACAAAGCAUCGUCUCGUCGACUGUUCAUCGUCGACUACGAGGGCACCCUGGCAUCCUGGGGAUCACCUACUAGUAUUGUCUUGACAACACCAAAGCGUGCAAUUGACACACUGAAUGACCUGCUUGAAGAUCCGAAAAAUAUCGUCUACGUGAUGAGUUCUAGGAUGCCUGAAGAAAUGGAGCGGCUAUUCCGGCAGGUUCCGGGCCUAGGCCUCAUCGCUGAAAACGGAUGCUUCGUUCGAGAAUCAAAUAGAGAAGAAUGGAUCAAGUUAUUCGACGAUGAGGAGACGCAAGAAUGGAAAGAUAGCUUGGCUGAUAUGAUCAACUACUUCCAUGUCCGCACCGAAGGUAGCUGGAUCGAAGAACGCCACGCCUCGCUAGUCUUCCACUAUGACAACGCCGAAGACCCGCAGACGGCAGAACGACAUGCUUCAGACUGUGCGAACCACAUCAACGAUACCUGCCAGCAACAUCGGAUCCGCGCCGUAACCAUCGAAGGUGCCGUGAUCGCCGAGCCCAUCAGCCCCAACAAAGCCACGGCCGCGGACCGCGUUCUUCAGCACAUCCUAGCGCGAGCGGACAGAGACGGAGACAGUACCGCUAAACCGGACUUUUUAUUUGUUGCCGGCGACGGUCGCGAAGACGAAGCUGUUUUCCGCUGGGCGAAUAGACUGGAAGAAAAAGGUCUGAUCAAGAAUAUCGCGACUGUCACACUUGGAUCAAAGAACACCGAGGCGAAAGCUACCUUGACGCAGGGAGUGACAGGGGUUCUAUCCUGCCUUGGAAAACUUGCUGGGAUUUCGCAGAACGUUGAGCCGAAUGAGUAUUUAGCUGAUCGAGAGAUUCCGUAUAAAAUUUAG
This is a messenger RNA of Uncinocarpus reesii 1704, 2814 nucleotides long. RefSeq lists its product as uncharacterized. Gene Ontology annotation, molecular function: catalytic activity. Gene Ontology annotation, biological process: trehalose biosynthetic process. Lineage: Eukaryota; Fungi; Ascomycota; Eurotiomycetes; Onygenales; Onygenaceae. Bases 1 to 2814 code for a protein of 937 amino acids. The transcript has 4 exons. Gene Ontology annotation, cellular component: alpha,alpha-trehalose-phosphate synthase complex (UDP-forming); cytosol. The record is from RefSeq and is a predicted model, not a curated record.